This is a messenger RNA of Glycine soja, 1722 nucleotides long. RefSeq names its product GDSL esterase/lipase At1g54790-like. Gene Ontology annotation, molecular function: hydrolase activity, acting on ester bonds. The record is from RefSeq and is a predicted model, not a curated record. Lineage: Eukaryota; Viridiplantae; Streptophyta; Magnoliopsida; Fabales; Fabaceae. The coding region runs from base 456 to 1589 and encodes 377 amino acids. The transcript is spliced from 5 exons.
CUGUCUUUUCACUCUCAUUGGAUUGCAUGGACACAGUUGUGAUUGCUAAGUGUAAAGGUUCACGGAAUCAAUAGUGGUGAAGCAAUAUUGUCUCGUGGAGAUGCAAGUUAAGACAAAUCACACGCAUCCCAAGGCAAAACCAUCUCUUAAGUCUUAACUUAUGGAAUAGUCUUUUAAUAUUGCAAUAACUAUAAGUCUGGUUUUCUUGAACAGCAUAAGGAUAAUAACAUGGUAAUGCAAAGCAAAAGGAACUGUUUCCUUUUGGAUUCAAUUGCUUUCUUACUAUCAUAAGCAAGCUCUUCCUUUGUUAGUGAGACUUCACUUUGAAGCAACCAAUUCUGAAUUCUGAGUGUGCAAUGCAAUGCAUGCAUAAAAGGCGCACAUAAAGCUAGCUAUAAUUGGUAUUCGUCUGCCUGUGUUAUUGGCGUUUCGCACACAUAAAGCUGAGAGUUGCCAUGGAUUCUAAGAAUGUUGUUGCUUUUCAAGUUGUAACAUUUUGCAUAUGCUUGGCUGUGGCAAAUUCGGUUGAGUUCAGUUACCCUGCAGUUUUCAACUUUGGUGAUUCAAACUCAGACACAGGUGAACUUGCUGCAGGGAUGGGAUUUCUAGUCGUCCCGCCUUAUGGAAAAAAUUACUUCAAAACCCCAUCUGGGAGGUUCUGCGAUGGCCGUCUCAUAGUUGACUUCUUAAUGGAUGCGAUGAAAUUGCCAUUCUUAAAUGCCUACAUGGAUUCAGUGGGUUUGCCAAAUUUUCAGCAUGGAUGCAACUUUGCAGCAGCAGGUUCAACUAUCCUUCCAGCCACUGCAACAUCCAUCAGCCCGUUUGGCUUUGGGGUUCAGGUAUUUCAGUUUCUGAGAUUCAGAGCUCUGGCUCUUCAAUUUCUUCAAGUUUCAGGAAAGAAAUUUGAUCAGUACGUCCCAACAGAAGACUAUUUUGAGAAGGGAUUAUACAUGUUUGACAUAGGCCAGAACGAUCUUGCUGGUGCAUUUUAUUCAAAAACAUUGGACCAAAUACUUGCCUCAAUUCCAACAAUUCUAUUGGAAUUUGAAACUGGAAUAAAGAAACUGUAUGAUAGCGGGGCAAGGAAUUUCUGGAUACAUAACACGGGUCCACUCGGAUGCUUGCCUCAGAUUGUUGCCAAAUUUGGCACUAAUCCAUCAAAGCUUGAUGAACUAGGAUGUGUUAGUUCACUCAACCAAGCGGCCACAGCCUUUAAUAUACAGCUUCAAUCUUUUUGUAGUAAAUUUAAGGGCCAGUAUCCAGAUGCAAAUGUUACACAUGUUGAUAUCUUUACCAUAAAAUCAAACCUCAUUGCAAACUAUUCAAAAUAUGGGUUUGAACAACCCAUUAUGGCUUGUUGUGGAUAUGGAGGUCCACCAUUGAACUUUGACAGUCGAGUUUCUUGUGGGCUAACAAAGAUCUUGAAUGGGACCACAAUAACAGCAAAAGGUUGCAAUGACAGCAGUGUGUAUGUAAACUGGGACGGGACUCAUUACACCGAGGCUGCAAAUCAAUAUGUGGCAUCACAAGUUCUCACUGGAAACUACUCCAACACUCUUUUGGGAGACAAAAUUCCCUUCCUUCUCUAGCUCAAAAUCCCUAUUUGUUUACUGUUAUAAUAGUUUUAUUCUUUCUGUGCUGGUGUAGUGAAACUACCAGCUCAUUGUAACCUUGAUUGACAGUUAAGAUCUUACAAACAUUUAUGAUUUGAGACCAAAUCAA